Molecule: messenger RNA, 111 nt
Organism: Anisakis simplex (herring worm)
Lineage: Eukaryota; Metazoa; Nematoda; Chromadorea; Rhabditida; Anisakidae
Source: the annotation of a GenBank genome assembly
CCAACGGGUGCACUGCGUGCGAUGCCAGUAUCUGUGGCGGUCACUCGACGAGGCCUACUGCAGUAUUUGGGCGAGCUGGGAUGCCCCGAAAAGCCUCCGGUUACAUCGUGA